UCUAUAUAUAGCCAAACAGCGCAGCACAUAAAACCAAAAACAAAACAAUAAUAGUAUGAGAAUUGAGGAGACCCUUCUCUCAGCAGCUUGAGAGAAAAAGAGAAGAACACAGAAGAAAAUAUACAUUUUUUAGAAACAGAGAGAGGGGUUGGAGAUCUUGUCAGAUCGGGACCAGAAACUCGUCAUGGGGAGGGAAGUUACUGGUGUAAAGGUGGAGAAGGUGAAGAAGAUUAACGGUGUUGUAGUGUCUGCAAAUGGUUUUUCUCAUGGUAAAGUUCAUGUUGCUCCCAAAAUUUCAGAGGAAAGCAUUGAAUCAAAGGAUUACAAGGUGAAGGACCGUAUCGAAGAAAACAAAGUUGUUGGGGAAUCUGUUGAGAAUCAAGAUGUGCUGGCUGUUAAGAGCACAAAUCUUGAUGAUGACUUGACUGAAGGCAAAAAUGAGAAACUCGGAACUCAGAAGUCGAGUGACAAUAAAAAUUCACGCUCACCUGCUUUAAAAUCCGUUGCUUUGGGAAAUGGGCAUUCAAAUAAGGCUGUUGGGGCUGAAACUGCCACUUCUGCAAAUUCCAGCAAUACAAAGUCUGCUGAUGCUACUAAGAGUUCACAGUCUCCUACAGCUACUGAGAGUUCUCAGUCUCCUACAGCUACUAAGAGUCCACAGGCUCCUACAGCUACUAAGAGUCCACAGUCUCCUAAUGCAGAGUCUCCUAAGAGUUCACAGCCAACUUCACCUCAGUCAUCAUCACGAAAGGGCCCGCAACCUGAUAAUAAGAAGCAUGCUGACGAAGAAGAUAAUUUGUCUGUUACUUCCUCAACUGCUGCAUCUGUGAGAACACCUAAAUUCAAGGUUACGGUUGGACAAGCUCCCUCGUUUAGAUGCUAUGAACGUGCAGAGAAAAGGAAGGAGUUCUACUCGAAGUUAGAGGAAAAGCACCAAGCUCUGGAGUCAGAGAGAAGCCAGUGGGAAGCCAGGGCCAAGGAAGAGCAAGAAGCAGCCAUCAAGGCGCUGAGGAAGAGCAUGGUGUUCAAAGCAAAUCCAGUACCUAAUUUCUAUUAUCAGGCGCCUCCUCCUAAGACUGAACUCAAGAAGCUUCCACUCACUCGGCCCAAGUCACCAAAACUAAACAGUCUCAGCCGGAGAAAGAGCUGUGGUGAUGCACUCAGCUCGUCUGCGGAGGAAAAAAGAAGAGUUUGUUCUCGGGAACAACGUCACAGCCUCGGUAGUCAGAAAGAAGAAAGCACUGCAUCCACGACUCCGAUAAAUAAGGCUCAGUCCGGUAGACGAAACAGCAUGGGCAGUUCCAAGGCCAAAGACCAAUUGAAACAGGAAAAGGAACCAACGGAAACAUCUCCUAAGAUCACUGAUGGACUUGAAAGCUUUUUCUAACUAAAAGUGGGAAAAAGGAUCUUUGAAUUUGGUGUUUUACAUUUGGAUGUACUGAAGAGAAAUAGCUUGUUUUUCUUUCCUCCACAAAUUGACUUGUUUACGUGGUUUGUGUUAUGGUGAAUUGUA
Prunus avium (sweet cherry) is the source of this 1513-nucleotide messenger RNA. RefSeq names its product WVD2-like 1 (gene WDL1). The record is from RefSeq and is a predicted model, not a curated record. Lineage: Eukaryota; Viridiplantae; Streptophyta; Magnoliopsida; Rosales; Rosaceae. Gene Ontology annotation, biological process: microtubule cytoskeleton organization. Gene Ontology annotation, molecular function: microtubule binding.